AUGGCGGCCAAGCCUUACCAGCUGGCAUUCACCCUCCACGGGCAUUCGUCUGACGUGCGCGCAGUCGCCGUUCCCAACCCAUCCAAACCGCUGCUCCUGUCGGCGUCUCGCGACGGCUCUGCCAUCCUUUGGGGUCCCUCGACCAACGGCAAGGACUGGGACGCCAAGCUGCGCGUCGAGGAACUCGAGCGCGAUUAUGUCAGCUGCGUUACCAGCGUGCACUAUCAGGGCGACGAUUACAUGCUCAUUGGGUCGUCCAAGGGCCUCCUCUCGACCUACCUCAUCCCAGCGGUGACGAACGAUGCGUCGACCGCCGACGCACCCACGAUUGAGCCGUUCCACACCCUCAUCGAGCAUCGCCAGAAUCUAUGCUGCAUAGACGCGAGCCAGGACGGCCUCAUUGCAUCGGGAAGUUGGGAUAUGACCGUCAUCGUGUGGAAGGACUUUAAGAAGGUGCUUGCUAUUGAAGGACACAAGCAGGCCGUGUGGGCUGUCAAGUUUGUCGGCGAGGAUCGCGUCCUCACCGCGUCCGCGGACAAGACUAUCACCCUCCACGCCAUUGACAUCGCGAACGGUCGCUCAACCCCGCUCCAGACGUAUACCGGCCACACGGAGCCGGUCCGAGGGCUCAGCCUGCGCGCCGAUGGUCAGGGAUUCUGGAGCUGCGGCAACGACGGCCUUGUCAACCUCUACAGCUUUGAUCAGCCGGCUCCCGUCCGCUCGCUCUCGGGCCACACGUCGUUCGUAUACAGUGUCGCAGCGCUGCCUGACGGAUCGGGGGCAGUGAGCUCCGGCGAGGACGGCACGCUGCGCCUCUGGUCCGAAACCGAGCUCGUUCAGACCAUCAACCAUCCUUCCCUCUCCAUCUGGUCUUGUGCUGUCGCUCCUCAGGCAAAGGAACCCGGAUUCUACCUCGUCUCGGCGGCUGCGGACUCGACCAUUCGCUUCUUCACGCGCUCUGACGAUCUCAAGGCUGACGCGGAGAGCCUCGCUCAGUGGGACAAGGAGGUCGGCGAGCGCAAGCUGGACAAGAGCCAGGUUGGUGAUGUGAAGCGGACGGACCUUCCAGGCAUGGAGGCGCUUGGACGAGAGGGCAAGAAGGAUGGCCAGGUGAUCAUGAUCAACAACAACGACAACGUUGAGGCGUAUCAGUGGCAAGCCGCCAAUUCCACAUGGCAGCAGAUUGGCCAGGUCGUCGACGCCGUUGGCUCGGGCCGGAAGCAGUUGUACGAGGGCAAGGAGUACGACCAUGUCUUCGACGUGGACGUGUCCGAGGGCAUGCCGCCAUUGAAGCUUCCUUACAAUGUGACUGAGAACCCCUGGGUUGCGGCGCAGCGCUUCCUGGACCGGAAUGACCUCCCAGGUGGAUACGCCGAGCAGGUCGUCGACUUCAUCCAGAAGAACACUGGAGGCGUCGAGCUCGGGACAGGGAGCAGCAGCUACGCCGACCCCUAUACGGGCGCCACUCGAUACACUGGAGGAGGCGUGACGACAGGCAGCGGUGGGGCCCAGUCCGCUGACCCAUUCACUGGAGGUUCGCGCUACACCGGCGGCGGCGUCACUACUGGCAGCACCGGAGGGUAUGGCGGAGCGGACCCGCUGACAGGCCCUUCAUCGUAUCAGAGCACUCCAUCAGCCCCUACCAGCAGAAUCCUGCCUGUCAAGGCCUAUCUGACGUUCAAGAAGAUCAACGCCAAGGCGGCGCAGGGCAAGCUUGAGCAGUUCGACCAGGAGCUGUCGUCGUCAUCGCCUAAGCUCGUGAUGGACAAUGCGACUAAGGCGUGCCUCGACGAGGCGGUUGUCAUUGUCGCCGCAGACAAGCCCGCUGGACAGGAGAGUUACGACCCUAUCAAGUUGCUCGAGCUUGGACAACGCUGGGCCGAGGCGCACCGCUUCCCUCUGGUUGACAUCCUCCGCGUACUCGCACUGUACUCGCCUGCGUUUGCCAGCUGCGCCGAUGUGCCAAAGGCCCUCCUGGUCAUGGCUGGUUGGAGCAGCACCGGACCUGUGGAGAAGGCCAGGGCGACCAACACACUGCUUGCUCUGCGUGCCCUCGCCAACAUGUUCAACAGCGCCGCAGGGCAGUCUACAAUGGUUGCGGCUGCCGGACAAGGCAUAUUCGACGACCUGAUCACGGGCAGGCCUUGGGCCAGCCUGGGCAACGCCAAGCAGCCGUUUGCCACCAUUGCACUCAACUACUCGAUCACUGCACUUGACAACAAGCUUCCAGCUUCGCAGGCUGGCGGUCUCCUCGGCCUCAUUGUGCACAUCCUGAAGAGCGAGUCCACUGACAGCGAAACCAUCUACCGUGCGGGUGUGGCGUUCGGCAACCUACUGUCGUCGCCCAUCAAGGGUAACCUCGCUGUAGGCUCUGUGAAGGAGGGCAAGCAGGUCCUUCUGACGCGCGCCAAGGCGCUUAAUGAGAAGCGCGUGACCGAAUUGGCGCUCGAAGUCUCCGCCAUCUCAGCAUAG
Cutaneotrichosporon cavernicola is the source of this 2472-nucleotide messenger RNA. RefSeq lists its product as uncharacterized. The coding region runs from base 1 to 2472 and encodes 823 amino acids. Gene Ontology annotation, biological process: proteasome-mediated ubiquitin-dependent protein catabolic process; ubiquitin recycling. The record is from RefSeq and is a predicted model, not a curated record. The transcript is spliced from 10 exons. Gene Ontology annotation, molecular function: ubiquitin binding. Lineage: Eukaryota; Fungi; Basidiomycota; Tremellomycetes; Trichosporonales; Trichosporonaceae. Gene Ontology annotation, cellular component: cytoplasm; nucleus.